Salarias fasciatus (jewelled blenny) is the source of this 2706-nucleotide messenger RNA. It is a transcript of the gene sybu, whose product is annotated as syntabulin (syntaxin-interacting). The transcript has 9 exons. The record is from RefSeq and is a predicted model, not a curated record. Bases 139 to 2073 code for a protein of 644 amino acids. Lineage: Eukaryota; Metazoa; Chordata; Actinopteri; Blenniiformes; Blenniidae. Gene Ontology annotation, biological process: axonal transport of mitochondrion; synapse maturation. Gene Ontology annotation, cellular component: cytoplasmic microtubule.
ACCCGCACGGCAGAGCGGAGGCUGGCACCACCAGCACAGGAAGGACCCUUUGUGCUUCACCCACUGACUGGCACCCGCUUCGUCCGAGAGGCAUCACCGGCAUCCGUCCAGGCAGGGGAGAACGCUGCGUGAAGCACAAUGGGACCGUUCCAAGAAUAUGAAGAAAAGAAAUCGCCGGAGAAGGGAAGCCCACGCAGCCGCAUCCCUCGACUGGUCCUCCAUCCUUUCAGGCCGAAGGACAAAGGAUCGCCUCUGUCCGAUUCCCCUUUCUCAGAGGAGGAAGCCAAGGACUGCGACAUCAGCUCCGACCACUCCAAGAGGACCAUCAGCACAAACAGCUUUUGCUCUGAUGACACCGGCUGCCCCACUAGUCAGUCUGUGUCCCCCUCCAAAACCCCGUCAGGCUCAGAGCGGAGCGCCCGCGGGUCGCCGGUACUCCCAGAGCGCAAGGCCAAAGUGAAGAGGGUGAGGGUGAUGGCCGAGUGGAGCGGCGAAGGACGGAGCGCCCCGAGGCACAAGAGGGAGCUGCGCUCGGCCAUGAAAGCCAGAGGUAGCGAGGCAGACUUCAGCUCUUCCAGCAGCUCUGCCAGCCUGAAAACCAGAGAGAGCAUGAACUCAAGUGGAAAGAAGCCCUCUGCUCGCAGUCGGGUCAAUCCCAUCCGACCGCUCCCAGUGUUCAAACCAGCCGGGAGUCCGUCAGCCAACCGCGAUGCCGAGCUCUACGCCCCCUACAGGACUCCUCCCAGAAGCCUCCCAGCUGCCUCCUCGACCAACAGCAGCAGCUGCAACUCCAGCCCCACAUCCAGAAGAGCGAAUCCAAGUCGUUACCACUCCUGCAGAGACAACCACGGAAUCAGACCCCCGAAUCCUGAGCAAUACCUCACCCCUCUGCAGCAGAAGGAAGUUGCAAUCAGGCACCUGAAGACCAAACUGUUGGAGUCUGAAAACAGAGUUCAAGACAGAGAGACGGAGAUUGAGGAGCUUAAAGGGCAGCUUGGCAGAAUGAGAGAGGACUGGAUUGAAGAGGAAUGUCACCGGGUGGAGGCUCAGCUCUCUCUCAAAGAAGCUCGCAAAGAAAUCAAGCAGCUGCGCCAGGUGGUGGAAACCAUGAAGAGCAGCCUGAUGGAGAAGGACAAGGGCAUACAGAAGUACUUCAUCGACAUCAACAUCCAGAACAGGAAGCUGGAGUCCCUUCUGCACAGCAUGGAGCUGGCCCAGAGUGGCUCCAACCUCCAGGAGGAGAGCGCCUUGGACUUUCUCUGCGACAGUGCCGACGGCGGCAGGAAAAAGAUGGCGGGGGAGGAAGAUGGCGGGAUGGAGCUGGGAGACCAAGGGGCGGAGGCCAUGGCGGACAGCGGGCUGUUGGUGAACGAUGAGAUGGCCAACAGGGCGGACAUUUUCGAUCAGGUCUUCAUGUCCACUGCCAUGGAUUUCAGUCAGGACAGUAACGGCAAGCUGAGGGCCGGGGCAGAGACGGGGUCUGGGACAGAGACGGGGUCUGGGGUGUCUGCGCCGUCUGAAGAUGGACAGUUGGCUAAGAUUCCUACCGGCACAGAGGAUAAAGGAAUCCAGACGGACGUGGCCCCCGUGUCUCCGGACCUGCAGGCCCUCCUCCUCCAGCUGCUGAAGUUCCACGGUGCCACGAUGGGGGAAGCAGCUCCGUUAGCACCGGGCGGCUUUCUGGGAUCCUCCAACCUGUCCACUGCCGACCAAACGCCCCCCCGACCCAGCGCGCCUCCAAACACCCCCGACGUCUCCGCAAACCCCGGCACGUGUUGCUCAGAGUCCUUAGAAAGCCAGCGGUUCAUGGAGGAGCUGGACUUUGGCGUCAUGGAAGAGGGGCGGGGCCUCUCUCCAGGACUGGAUGCGGUCGGAAAGCGCUACUGGAGCAACAGCUUCCUGGUGGACCUGGUGGCGGUGGCAGCCCCGGUGCUGCCCACGGUGGCCUGGCUGUACUCGCGCCACGGCGUGGACGGAAGCGCGCCGGUGUACAACAUCGCGGCGCUGAUCCGGGGCUGCUGCGUCAUGGGACUCCACUCGCUUCGUCACGCCACUCACAGGCCGGAUGUGUAACGGCCUCCCACCCGCAUGCAGCUACACGCAACCCUGAACUCAGAGCACUUAAGCAUCUUUUGGAAACUAUUUGUGAGAUGUGUUUUUGUCUGACAAUGCAGUUUUUUUUGUUUUUUUUUUUUGAUUCCAGCACUAUUAUUUUGCACUGUACAGUUACCAUUGAGGCAGACCGGUGACACGAAAGGGAUUAUUUAUCAAAGGGUUUAUUUAUAUAUUCAUCAUUUACAUGUGUAAACAGAUCAUCUGGGUAGAUGGUUAAGUAUUCUCAUUGUCCUGUGGUGUCCCUCUCGGUGUUCUCCCGUUUCAAAAAAAAUGUUCUUCGUUUGGAUGAGAGAAAUGUGAAAGACUAAAUGUUAGUUCGACAGGUUUGGAAUUUAAGUUGUUGUUCAAGAAGAAACCUUAAACCUUCAGCCAAAGCUUUAAUGUGAAUUCACUGUUUUGUGAGGUGUAAAUAUCUAUUUUUUUUUUUCCUUGGGAGUAGAGCUUUACUUGGUACAGCUUGUGUAUUGUUCAUAGAAAUAAGCUGAUGCUUCACAGCAACUGACACUUGUUAUGUGCCUGAGCAAUGUGCAAUACUGUUGGUUUACAUCAAAAUGUCCCCGUAUCUUUAUUAUUAAAGCAUGAUAAUUCUGG